GUGGAAAGGGUCGUCCGCGGUCAACUCGUUUACGGAACGAAAUGGAUGCACCGUUGACGCGUCCUCGAAACACGUGUAGCUUUUGUGGAUUUAGUGGGCAUAAUAAGAAAACAUGCCCUCGAAGGUCAAGAAACGAUCAUGGUGAUGCCGGGCCCAGUUGAUCCAUCAGUGCUUACGCUUCAGGCGACCCACAGGAGCGUAGCUGCAUGGGAGGGCUCCACUACCCAAUUGGUUACUCGUCAGCACUACCAGGCGAGUACGUUACGGUGGGAGGUGGAUGACAGGGUGUUAGACGUAGUCGAGCUAGCUGGUUUCAGAUACAUUCACCGGUUGUUGGGCGGGGGCUUGGAGCUCGAUCGAGCUCUUAUCACUGCAUUGGUGGAGAGGUGGAGGCCAGAGACACAUACAUUCCACCUCACAGUUGGCGAGGCAACGAUCACGUUGCAAGAUGUGGCAGUUAUCAUGGGACUACCGGUUGAAGGACAAGCAGUCAUUGGUCAUGGGGAGGGAAAUUGGCCAGCAUUAGUACAUGAGCUGCUAGGGGUUAGGCCGGAAAACCCUCAAGACCCCACCCAGCCCAAGAUCAUCGUUGGAUCGUCAUUGAAGCUGACUUGGCUCCGACAGCAUUUUAGCGCGCUUGAGGAUGAUGCAGAUGAUGUGACGGUUGACAGACAUGCCCGCGCUUACAUCUUGUACCUGUUUGGAUGCAUCUUGUUUCCAGAUAAGAGCGGCGACUCGGUACAGCUGAUCUAUCUCCCUCUACUGGGAGAUUUGGAGCGCGUAGAUGAGUACAGUUGGGGAAGUGCUACCCUGGCGUAUCUGUAUCGUAACUUAUGUCGAGCAUCUCGUAAGGGUGCCAAGGACAUUGGUGGAUGCUUGAUGUUAUUACAGAUAUGGUCAUGGGAGCACAUUCAUAUAGGGAGGCCAAUUAUUCGGACGGUUCGACCGGAUGGGCAAAAUGAUCAGGAAGAUGACGCGGAUGAUUUUGAACCGAUAUUAGGGUCACAGCAUCGGCGCGGGGUGGAUCCUUUGGCAGUAAGGUAG
Messenger RNA from Amaranthus tricolor (Joseph's coat), 1044 nucleotides. RefSeq names its product protein MAIN-LIKE 1-like. The transcript is spliced from 2 exons. Bases 139 to 1044 code for a protein of 301 amino acids. Gene Ontology annotation, biological process: meristem maintenance; meristem development. The record is from RefSeq and is a predicted model, not a curated record. Lineage: Eukaryota; Viridiplantae; Streptophyta; Magnoliopsida; Caryophyllales; Amaranthaceae.